Molecule: messenger RNA, 279 nt
Organism: Acaulospora colombiana
Lineage: Eukaryota; Fungi; Glomeromycota; Glomeromycetes; Diversisporales; Acaulosporaceae
Source: the annotation of a GenBank genome assembly
AUGGACGAGGCUGAUGAUAUGACUUACCUGAACGAGAGGGUCAAUGUUAAGUUGAAAUUAUGGCAUUCCGUGCUAACCUCAAAUCCAAAAAACGUGUCCGCGAAGAAUAGCGAAUCUUUAACCCGUCCGAUAGAACUCGAAACAGGCGGUAUCCCGACUUUAGACCGGAUUUCAUUCAACUCAUUCACCCAAACUCUCGACUCAUAUGUGAUCAUCAUUGGAACGAUUAUAGCGCAUCGAAAUCUCUCCAUAAAAGGUUCAUUCUCCAUAUUGGCGUGA